AUGAAUAUGUUGGAUGAUGAAGAUGACCAAAGCUUUCACGCUACGCGUGACGGCUACUCCCAUUUGAGCGAUGUCGAAUGGGGUGCGGUUGAACGAAUGGGUUCGACCAUGGGCAUCCAUGCUGUUAGUGUCAUGCUAGAGGCUCUCAAUAGAGAUGCCCAACAUGCUACUAUCGCCAAGUUCAUUCAAAAUGAACUUGACGCUGAACGCGAGAAAUUUGAACUGUUGAGACAGCAGCAGGCUGCUGCUGGUGGGUCGAUGCAUUCGCGUCGACCCGAGACCUUGAAGAUUGACAUCUCCAAGUAUAGAGGAGUCGAAGAGGACUCCCUCUUGAGAUGGUUCGUCGAAUUGGAUGACGCCAUAAGGGCGCGUCGCAUCGACGACGGGGAUAUGCAAGUUGCAUUUGCCCAAUCAAAUCUUGCAGGACGUGCCAAGACUUGGGCUAUGGGGCUCAAGUUGCACGACCCAUAUGCGUUUGGGUCGUUGGAAGUCUUCAAGUCGCGGCUCAGACAAACGUUUGAACCGCCUAGAGCUGAGUUCAGAGCUCGAACCGAACUCUUGAAGCUCAAGCAGGGUAAGCGUGAUGUGCACGCUUACGCACAACAUAUGCAACAUCUUACGAGUUGUAUAAGUUCCAACCCGGUGGAUGAACACACGUUGGUUUCGGUGUCCAUGCAGGGUCUUGCGGAUGGUCCCGUCAAGACUCACCUGUUCCGACUUGAACUAGAUUCACUAGAACAAGCCAUUUCCAUUGCGGAGCAGGAAGACUUCAGUCUGAGACAGGCUCGCACCAUCUCGACAUCAUAUCGUCAACCGAGACGAUAUGACAGCGGAGGUCCAGAGCCGAUGGAACUCUGUUAUGUAGAGAGCGAAAAGGCUCGCUCUACAGGCUACAAGAAGUUGCAGAGAUUCAACAGAUGUCAAAAGACAGGACACUACGCUUACGAGUGUAGUGCCCCUCGUCCAGUGUCUCGCGACGCUGGGCGUAGUGACCGUCCACCCAGGAGAAAGGGGCAGGGACGAGGGUCCGCUGUUGGUGCAAAGACGCAACAACGGGAUGGACCGUCAAAAAACGGACAGGAUCAGUAG
Messenger RNA from Peronospora matthiolae, 1089 nucleotides. NCBI's taxonomy places the organism in Eukaryota, Oomycota, Peronosporomycetes, Peronosporales, Peronosporaceae. The record is from the annotation of a GenBank genome assembly.